AUGCCACGUCCCUCGUUGGAUGACAGCAGCCUGGCCUUGGUGGCUGAGCCUGCACUCCCCCCAAAAUGCCCCGGCUCUGCCCCAGAGCUGCCCCCUGCAGCAGCCAGCCCCACGGCCGACCCCAGCCAGGAGUGGAAAGUGGUGAAGAUUCAACGGGUCCUCAUCAACCCAGCCGGCGAGCUGAGGAAAGCAGGUCUCUCCCGCAGCGCCAGCCUCUCCGAGAAGGAGCUGAAGGAGGCGAAGGCGCGGAGUCGGAGGAUUGCGGCACAGCUCACCACGGCGCCCGGCCCCAGCUCCAAGGGCGUCCUGCUCUUCAACCGCCGCAAGCAGCGCGUUGACGGGCUCGCCGGGGCCGGGCAUGGCGGGGGGCUGCCGCUGAGCCCCACGCCCCGGCCUUGGCAAGCAGCCAUGGAGGAGGGCGAGGGGCAGGGGACGAAGUCGGAGCCUGACCAGCUCGGCACCUCAGGAGAGGGGCUGCGGGCGAAUGCCUCCCCGUGCCGGGAGCCGCCUGCUGAAGCCCAGCAGGUCCCGCUUAGCAUCUACCUGAAGGAGAACAUGGCAUCGGCUGCCACCAACGGCGUGCAGGAGCGGGUGGCCAGCGGGAUGGAGAGUGGGAGCCCCAAGGAGGGGAAGAAUGGUGAGGUGCCCGGCAAGGUGCCCGGCAAGGUGCCCAGCGCACCAGCGGGGACGGCCACAGGGACAGCAUCCCCGGCCAGCCGGCAGCAGAACGGGACACAGGGCCGGCAGUACUACGAGGUCCAUCUCACCCUGGCCAAGCCCAAGCCCGUGAAGAACCGGACGGCCAGACCCUUCGGCAUCCAGGCGUCCCCCCUGAGCGGCCAGCCCCCAGAGGGACCCCCUGCCGCUGAGCUGCCCCCGCCACCCACCUACGCGGAGACCCUGAGCAGCCCCCCACCGCUCACCCGCGUCCGCUCACCCCCUGCCUACUCGGCCCUGUACCCACCCCGGGAGCAGAAGAUGCUGCCAGGUCCCCCCCUGGGCUGUGCAAGCGGACCGAACCCCCUGCCCAAAACGGGGAUCCUGGAGGAGUCAGCCGCCCGGAGAGCUGGCAAAAAGUCCAUGUUCACCUUCGUUGAGAAGCCAAAGCUGGGCCCCAACCCCGAUCUGCUGGAUCUGGUUCAGAGCGUGGACAGCAGGAAGAAGCAGAAGGAGCAGGGGGAGCCCAGUGCUGAGGACGAGCCCUUUGACCUUGGGGCCGAAGCUGCCAACUUUGUCCCCAACAGCAUGGCCAGGGGCGGGCAGCACCUCCCGCCGGCUGACGAUGCUCCGGCGUGGUCCUCCUGCCUCAAGUCUCCCACCGUCCAGCCCAAGCCGAAGCCGCAGCCCAGCCACAACCUCAGUGAAGCGAGAGGGAAGGGGGCUGAGCUCUUCGCCCGCCGGCAAUCCAGGAUGGAGAAGUUCAUCAUCGAGGCUCCUUCCCAGCCCGAGCUGCUGCGGUCCCCAUCGCCCACCAUGUCCCUGCCUCCCUCCUGGAAGUAUGAUGCCAACGCUUGCCUGUCGCCCAUGGUCUCCAGACACCCCUCCAAGAGUCCCUCCAGGCCCUCCAAAACCCCCCCAGCAUCUCUCUAUGGCAGUAACCUGAUGGAGAACGAGGUCUCGCAGAAGGAGCUGGAGAUCUCCAAGUACCAGCCCUACCAGCUCCAGUCUUCGCUCUUCAUUCUCUCCCCAUCCAAGGGGCCAGCGAGGUCCAUGCCCCGGGAGAUGCCUCCACCCAGACCCUCUCUUCCCGACGCCUACCCCUACCCCCAGCAAACCUCCUGCCCGACCUCUCCGUUGCCUCCUUCCUCCGUUUGGCAUCCCCCCGCCGUGCCCAGUGCUGGCCAGACCACCUCCAGCCCCUUCCCCGGCGCCGCUGGGGCUCUGCCCCUGACUCACGGCAGCCGUGCUGGUCCCGGAGCCCCGACCGAGGUGCUGCUGGCCUCCCCGUGCCGCCUGCUGCCGCCCCGAGCAAAGGGAGGCUUCCAGGCGCCCCGGCCCUCCUACUCUACCAGGAAUGCCGGCAUCGAGCCGCAGGAAAGGCGGCCGUCCCUCCCCGCCUCACCCACCUGGACGCCCCGGCUGACGCGGCGCCCGGGCAGCCUGGACGGCUGGGCCAGCCCGGCCUCGGUUCCCGAGCUGGACGAGGGACCCCCCACGUCCCCUCCGUGGAGCGAGAGGUCCCUGUCCCCGCUUCGGCAGGACACCGACCCCCGGGCCAGCCGGCAGAUGCAAGCGCGGCUCGCCAGGAACAUCAUCAACGCUGCCCGGAGGAAGAGCUCCUCUCCCAAAGCCGUGGGGCCGGAGGGCUCCCGGCCUUUCACCCCCAUCCCUGCCGGCCCCCCCAGCCUGCCCCAGUCCCCCCGGCCAGCGCGGCCGGAGAGCUCCAGAACCCCGGCACUGCAGGCUGCCAGCAGCGUGCUGGGGAGCCUGGGCAGCCCCUCGCCCACCCACAAAAGCCCCCUGCGAUCACCCCGGGCAGAUGGCCCCCAAUUUUGUGCCUCCCCCGGGAUGCCCCGAGCCGCCUGGGCAGAGGGUCGCCAGCUCCUGCUGCCACCCAGCAUGUCCUCUUGCCCUGUCCCCAGCCUUUCCCCCAGCCCCAAGAGCCCCCUGCCAUCCCCCGUGGUGGGCGGGCGGUCCUCGGCCAAGCGCUGCACCUCCCGGUCCCCGACGGACUCGGACGUCUCCCUCGACUCCGAAGACUCGGGGGCCAAAAGCCCGGGCAUCCACAGCUUCAACCUCUGCCCCCGGGGCUGGACCAGCAGCCUGCGGCUGAAGCCGGGGGGUCCCUCGGGGGCCUCCUGCACCUCCUAGAAGAGCCAGCCCUGGCCGGGCCACCCUCUCCCUGGCCCCACCAGUCCAGGCGAUGCCACCCGCUGAUCCCCCACUGGGAACACCCCAACCCUCGGGGCUGAGAUCCCCAAAAACCGGCAUCCCUACUCCCUGGCAGAGCUGCCGUGGCCCCUCGGCAUGCCAGCAGGGUCAGGUGCCUCCCGCCUGCCCGCCAUCCCAUGGCCCCACUCUAUUUUUACCACCCUAACCUUUCGGGGCAGGACUGCAUGGUCAGCAGGCAGAGCAGGCAGAACAGGCAGCGGGGGGAGCCAGCCCCCAGCACGCCCCCUCCCUCCGCAGCCCCUGGCCACCAGCCGGCCCCGUGCCACAUAGCCAGGAUGGGGAUGGGCUCGGUGGUCCCCUGCGAGCCCCCUGUCCCCAGUGCCGAGGUGUCACCCCAGGGUGUCACCGCAGCUCUGCUUUCCUGGGGUGGCACAGCCAGUGCUGCUGCCGCCGGGUCACGGCGCACCCGGUGAGGGGUGGGCAGCACCGAGCAGGUGCCAUGGGCACCUCUCCCAGCCUCUCCCAGCCUCCAGAUCUGGCUGGUUUCAAUUGAAACCAGAUUUUGGGGAGGAAAAGUUAAUUUUUUAUUCCAGCCCCCCAGUUCUUCAUUGUCUUUUUUUUUUUCCUUCUGACCCUUCCCAAAGAAAUUCCCCAUGUCCUUCCCUGGUGACCAGAAAGAGAGCCAAAGUUAUUUAUUGCCACGUCAAGGGGACCAUUUACAGGUGCCCUCCCGCCCUGCACGGGCAAAGAGGGACAGCCCCAUCCUGUACCCUGUCACUGUCCCCAUCCCCAGGCUCACCCCAUCCCUGUCCCCACCCCUGCGGGAUGGAGGGACACACGGGGACCAGCAGGCGCUGGGUGGGAGGAGGUGGGGGGGGGCGAAGGAAGCGGUACAGGUUGCAGAGGGUUUGAAGGAGGUGUCGGUGCAGGAGGCGAUGCUCAGAGUGUCUCGGGGAUGAGCUGGUGUCCCCACAGGGAGCCCUGCAAGGGCUGGGGGGGUGGGCAGAGGCCCCCCGAGGGCAGCAGUGUCAGAAGGAGAUUUGGGAGGGGUGAUGGGGAGAGGAGGGUGUCAGGGUGGAUACAGUUAUGUGGCAGAGCCUGGGGAGAGCAGUGGGUGCCCAGGAGGGCAAUGGGUCCCCAAAGCACUUGUCCCCACCCAGGGGUGAGCAGGAGCCAGUUGGGGUGCCAGGAGAUGCUACGGCAGUGACCGCAGCCGCCCACCCAGAGCACAGGGCCUUGGUGCCGGUAAGACCAGCACCGAGAAAGGAGGAUGUGUUUGGGCUGCCAGGGCUCUGGCACGUUCCCUGUUCAGGGAGCCGCCAUCACCCCUUCCCUUUCCCCGGGACACGCUGUUGGAGCCAGCCCAUCCCUGUUGCCUGGGAUCCCCCUGCCCUGCAGCCUGCCCUUCCCAGGACACAGACCCCCCUCGCUCCACCAGCCACCACGACCCGCCUUCGCCACAUAGUUGUAUACCCAACUCAGAAAUAAACUGCCGUUA
This is a messenger RNA of Gymnogyps californianus (California condor), 4330 nucleotides long. RefSeq names its product synaptopodin (gene SYNPO). Gene Ontology annotation, biological process: spine apparatus assembly; modification of dendritic spine; positive regulation of actin filament bundle assembly. Gene Ontology annotation, molecular function: actin binding. NCBI's taxonomy places the organism in Eukaryota, Metazoa, Chordata, Aves, Accipitriformes, Cathartidae. The record is from RefSeq and is a predicted model, not a curated record. Gene Ontology annotation, cellular component: actin cytoskeleton; stress fiber; Z disc.